Messenger RNA from Liolophura sinensis, 999 nucleotides. RefSeq lists its product as uncharacterized. Lineage: Eukaryota; Metazoa; Mollusca; Polyplacophora; Chitonida; Chitonidae. The coding region runs from base 1 to 999 and encodes 332 amino acids. The record is from RefSeq and is a predicted model, not a curated record. The transcript has 10 exons.
AUGGGGAACGAAAUCAGGAGUGGACCAGGGGCCCCAAGUAGCUUAGACGCGUGCAGAAAUGAUCCGAUUAUCCAAAGUACACUGCAAAACUGGCCUAUCCAAGCUGAAGAAACUCUUCAGGGUCAGGGAGAUGUUGGUUUCUUUCCCAGAGGCUCGACGUUUACAGGAAAGCUUACUCCAAUUAAUGCUCCUCGCAGUGGUGCCAACUCGCCCACCCACGAAUUUUCCUACAGCCUUAACAUAGAUGGAGAUCGCCCACUGCGACCGCGUGUAAUAAGUAUAAUGAUCGAGUCCAAUGGUCGGUUUAUCCAGCUAAGGAGACUGACGACUGAGCUCACCCAAUCAGGAACAAUUCCUGUCAACGCAGCCCAGGUCGCAUCCAUCCGGGCUGGAAAAAUCCUUUUCAGAUUCAACAUCAACCUCGGCAUUAUCAUCUCAGAUUUUGACGUAGAAUUGAAACCAGUUGGUCGGAUGUACACCUCCACACCUGGGAAUUACAACCUUGAGGGCUGGCUACAAGGACCAGAGUACAGUAGCGGAGAUAUGACUACCCGAACAGCAGUCACACCGUCCGGGUUCUGUGCAGCUCCCAUGAUUGCUAUAGAGGUGGCGCUUGAAGGAAACGACGGAGCCUUGAAUGGCCUGUUGGCAUAUUCUCAGUUAGAAGACAAGCUGUUUGUACAAGGAGUUCUACCUUCCAGGUCGCCGAGUACCGUCUGGAACUUAUUCUUCAGAAGUUUUAUUUCAACAGAUAAUCUUCGUUUCCCGGUCACUCAGAUCAACAACGAUGUGGUGGAUGGCAUUAUAGACCUUUCAAAUGCAGAUGGAAUCACGGGACCAUUCCUUGUUCGCGCCAAUGCCAAUACGAAUGGUGUGGCGUCAAACAUAGAACAAAAAACAACGGAAAUAAAGACGGCCUUACCGUAUCUGAAGAGUACUUCAACCAUCAAAAUAGAGACGAGUGUUUAUCCAACGGCUUUAAAACUGUUACAAGUAUGA